Messenger RNA from Abrus precatorius (Indian licorice), 1044 nucleotides. RefSeq names its product GDSL esterase/lipase At1g23500-like. Gene Ontology annotation, molecular function: hydrolase activity, acting on ester bonds. Gene Ontology annotation, cellular component: extracellular region. The transcript has 5 exons. Bases 1 to 1044 code for a protein of 347 amino acids. The record is from RefSeq and is a predicted model, not a curated record. NCBI's taxonomy places the organism in Eukaryota, Viridiplantae, Streptophyta, Magnoliopsida, Fabales, Fabaceae.
AUGGAUCAGUUAUUUAGGAAGAGCAUAGUAACAAUUGUUUUGAUUUUCUUUGCCAACCGAGUUUCUAUAGCAGCAGGUGCUAAUGGAACAUUUCCGGCAUUGUUUUCAUUUGGAGACUCAAUCCUUGAUACAGGAAACAAUAACAACCUUCAAACGUUAAGUAAAUGCAAUUUUCCUCCGUAUGGAAUGGAUUUCGAAGGAGGAAAAGCUACAGGAAGAUUCUGCGAUGGAAAAAUUCCCUCAGAUUUGAUAGCAUCGGGUUUGGGAAUCAAAGACACGUUGCCAGCAUAUCUUGACGGUAACUUGAAGACUGAAGACCUUCCCACUGGGGUAUGCUUCGCCUCAGGUGGCUCAGGGAAUGACGACACGACCGCUCGCAUACAGGGGGUUUUAACACUAUCGGCCCAACUGGGACUGUUUAAGGAAUACAUAGGAAAGCUAAGAACAAGUGUUGGACAACAACGUGCAGAUGAGAUAAUUUCCAACAGCUUGUACCUUAUUUCAUCUGGCAACAAUGACAUUGCCAUUACCUAUCAGUCAAGGAGACUGGAACCUUUCCCACUUUAUGCUGAUCAAUUAGUUGGCUGGGCUUCAAAUUUCCUCAAGAGUCUAUACGAACUGGGAGCACGAAGAGUGUGGGUGCUAAGUACAUUGCCACUGGGAUGCUUGCCCGGAGCUAGAAGUGCAGGUGGAGGACCAUUAAGAGCAUGUGAACCCUUAACCAAUCUAAAUGCGCAGUCAUUCAAUAGCAAGUUAUCAUCCGCGGUCAAUUCUAUGAAAACCACUCUUCCCAAUUCUGACAUUAGGUUCGUCGAUGUGUACACUCCUCUGCUUAAUAUCAUUCAAAAUCCUUCAAGCUCAGGUUUUGUGAAUGUUGCGUUGGGGUGUUGUGCGACUGGGACGGUUGAACUUGGAGUGCUAUGUAACCGUUUUAGUCAAACGUGUGGAAAUCCUUCGACAUCCGUAUUCUGGGAUGCUGGCCAUCCAACUCAGAAAGCAUAUGAACUCGUUGUCUCUUCUAUUCUUCAAAGUAACAAUGCUUAA